AACAUGGCAGCACGGUCCCUGUGGGCGGUCCGCUGGCGGUUGCAGCGCCUCCUGGCCUCGAGUGCUUCGUCCUGUGGCAGGGGAUGGCUGCAUCCUUUCAGCACUGCCACCCAGAGGACCACUGGUGAGGAUUGCAACUCUGAGGACCCUCCUGAUGAGCUUGGGCCCUCUCUGGCCGAACGAGCCUUAAGGCUAAAAGCUGUUAAACUGGAGAAAGAAGUCCAGGAUUUAACAGUGAGGUACCAGAGAGCUGUAGCCGACUCUGAAAACAUAAGGAGGCAAACCCAGAGAUGUGUAGAAGAUGCCAAGAUAUUUGGAAUCCAGAGUUUCUGUAAGGACUUGGUGGAGGUGGCAGAUAUUUUGGAGAAGACUACAGAAUACAUUUCUGGAGAAACAGAACCUGGGGACCAGAAGCUCACUCUGGAGAAGGUCUUCCGGGGCUUGUCACUUUUAGAAGCAAAGCUGAAAAGUGUGUUUGCCAAGCAUGGCCUGGAGAAGAUGACACCCAUUGGAGACAAAUAUGACCCUCAUGAGCACGAACUCAUCUGUCAUGUGCCAGCUGGUGUUGGGGUACAGCCUGGCACUGUGGCAUUAGUAAAACAAGAUGGCUACAAACUUCAGGGCCGCAUCAUUAGACUUGCCCGAGUAGAAGUGGCAGUGGAGUCCCAGAGAAGACUAUGA
Orycteropus afer afer is the source of this 681-nucleotide messenger RNA. It is a transcript of the gene GRPEL2, whose product is annotated as GrpE like 2, mitochondrial. Gene Ontology annotation, cellular component: PAM complex, Tim23 associated import motor. NCBI's taxonomy places the organism in Eukaryota, Metazoa, Chordata, Mammalia, Tubulidentata, Orycteropodidae. Gene Ontology annotation, molecular function: adenyl-nucleotide exchange factor activity; protein-folding chaperone binding; protein homodimerization activity. Gene Ontology annotation, biological process: protein folding; protein import into mitochondrial matrix. The record is from RefSeq and is a predicted model, not a curated record.